AUGCAUCUAGCUUUAGGAAAUAAAAUUGCCGGAUAUGUUAAAAUUUCUGCAGGACAUCAGAUACGUGUGCGGGAAAAACGAAUGCCAUCUUAUGAACGGACGAUGAAUCACUAUCCGAAUUUGUUGAUCAGUUCCGAACCGCUCAACGAACAUAUGAAAGAAGUGAUUACGGAAGAACAUAACAGGCUCAGAAGAAUCGUGCCGGCGACCGAUAUGCGCUUGAUGUAUUGGUCAGACGAACUGGCAGCAAGUGCGCAACGACAUGCGAACAGAUGCGAUUUUCGACACAGCCACGAUCGGCUGAAUGUUGGCGAAAAUAUUUGGGCAGCGCCCUACUCGAACUACACUGAAGCGGUAACUCGAUGGUUCAACGAAGUGUACGAUUCGAGAUGCGACUGCAAACAUGCUUACAAACACUGCUGUGGUCAUUAUGUCCAGGUAAUCUUUCUGAAAGCU
This is a messenger RNA of Gongylonema pulchrum, 456 nucleotides long. Lineage: Eukaryota; Metazoa; Nematoda; Chromadorea; Rhabditida; Gongylonematidae. The record is from the annotation of a GenBank genome assembly.